Molecule: messenger RNA, 1395 nt
Organism: Desarmillaria tabescens
Lineage: Eukaryota; Fungi; Basidiomycota; Agaricomycetes; Agaricales; Physalacriaceae
Product: cytidine deaminase-like protein
Exons: 6
Coding region: 1-1395 (464 amino acids)
Cellular component (GO): nucleus; cytoplasm
Molecular function (GO): tRNA-specific adenosine-34 deaminase activity; protein binding
Source: RefSeq, a predicted model, not a curated record
AUGUCCUCUCCUUCGGCACCCGAGCACCUCAACGCUACAGGAUGUCGCAUUCAGUACUCGGAAGGCAAAGGUCGCGGCGUCUACGCUUCUCGGUUCAUUGCGAAGCGAACGCUCGUUGAAAUCAGCCCUAUUCUCUUGUUCUCGAAGGAGGAAUACGAAUCGCACGGCAGAUACACCGUUCUCGACCAUUACACAUUCAAGUGCAAGGAUGGACGGAUGGCUCUAGCUUUGGGACUUGGUUCUCUGUUCAACCAUUCUGAUCCUCCCAAUGUCACCUACGAAAUCGAUCUUGCAACGGAUUCCAUACGAUAUACCACCGUUCGCGAUAUCGAGCCUGGCGAAGAGCUAUGCAUCUUCUAUGGUCAUAAAUUGUGGUUUCAACCUGUCGAAUCUGACAACCAAGCCACUGUGGAAUCUGAGGCAGAAGAGCCCCUUCCCAUGUCUGCUAGUAGCCAAAAUAACGAUGAUAUCGUCGCUGAAGAUAACCUUCCUUUCUUCAAAAUCAAGCCACCUCCAGAUGAAGAAGACCUAGCAAGUAUAAGGACUAUGCAAGCAUGGGCUGUAGAUAUCCCGGACCCAAGACACACAACUGCAAUACUCAAAUGGCUUAAACAAGCUGGCCUCGAUACCGAUGAUCUAGGGCACCUCAAACGCGUCCAAAAGCAGAAUGGCAAGACGCGACUCCUGCUGACGGCACUACCCACAUGUCCUCCGCCUCCGGCAGACUUCAAUCUACCUGAACCCAUCCAACUCCCGGUACCAACCUCUGCCGCUCUCACGCCUACUUCCCUGGCACUCAAAUCAAGUUACUGGCCUACCAUAUAUGCUCCACGUCGGAAAGGCGAAACUGAAUCCUGGUCACAAGGCAAAGUGGCCUGGGCACGAGAUGCAAUGAGCUUGACCGUCGCUACGGCCUUAAGAGCGCAAGAAAACGGAGAACUACCCAUCGCAGCCCACGUGCCCAUCCCCUACGAGGUCGAUAACGAAGACGCUAUUCCGGUAACCGGUACAGCUUCAGAUACACGAACGUCGACGCGCCAUCCUCUGCGCCAUUGUGUGCCCAAUCUCGUAAGAGACAUCGUGGAUCGAUACCACGAGGCGAGGAGACAAUCGUCACCUCCCCCAGACUCUGUGAAGAAUGGAACGAAUUACCUCCUUACUUCUCUCUCGCUUUUCAUCACGCACGAACCCUGUAUAAUGUGCAGUAUGGCAUUGCUGCACUCCCGUGUUAAAGAGGUGUUUUAUUUCAUACCAAUGGAGAAGACAGGUGGGUGCGGUGGGUUGGCUUGUUUACCCACUUUGCCCGGAGUAAACCAUAGAUUCACCAUCUGGAGAUGGCGAGAUGGGGACUUUGACAUAGAUCGCAUUCGAAUACAUGAAAACAGUGAUGCAUAA